Messenger RNA from Setaria italica (foxtail millet), 2479 nucleotides. RefSeq lists its product as uncharacterized. NCBI's taxonomy places the organism in Eukaryota, Viridiplantae, Streptophyta, Magnoliopsida, Poales, Poaceae. The transcript has 2 exons. The record is from RefSeq and is a predicted model, not a curated record. The coding region runs from base 131 to 2242 and encodes 703 amino acids.
GAUCCUCACGGCAUCGCCCAUGAAUAGUAGUUCAUUUUAAACAAAUCAUAACUAGCGAGGCAACCGGUCCAUUCCGUUCAAGUGAUAGGUCUGUAUAUAUACAAGAACGAAGAAGAGCACGCGUUAAGAUAUGGCAGCAGUAGUAGAUGUGGUGCAUCUCUACUGGAAGGACUGGGGACUCCACGUGCUGGUGCUGUUCAGUUUCACGUUGCAGUUGACGCUCCUCCUACUGGCGGAGUUCCGGCGACGAUUCGACUCCGGCGUGCUGAGGGCCUUCAUUUGGUCGGCGUACAUUCUGGCUGACUCGAUAGCGAUUUACACCAUCGGGCAUCUGUCGGCGACGAGCCAGGCGGCUGAGCACCAAGCGAUGGCGCUCUGGGCACCAUUGCUGCUGGUGCACCUUGGUGGGCAGGACAACAUCACGGCCUAUGCCAUGGAGGACAACCGGCUGUGGCUGCGCCACCUGCAGACGCUUGCCGUGCAGGCCACUGGAGCUGCUUACGUCCUGUAUGUGUCCUUGCAGGAACCUGCUGGCGACGGCCGACAUCGUCCUUUGCUCCGGCGUGCUGCCAUCCUCCUUUUCGUGGUUGGCGUUGUCAAGUACGGGGAGAGAGUGUUGGCGCUCAUGCGCGCCAAUAGUAACCCAUCUGGCAAGAGCUACCGAUCAAUUGCUAUUGGAAUGUCCCACCCAUGUGUUGUCAUAAAUCAGUUUAUGCCAAGUACGACGGACACGGAAGCCUUGUUGCAGGUAGCUCACGGCAUGCUUGAUGUUGCCAAGGAUUUGAUCAAGGCUCCGCUACCAUGGGUGGUUGUGCCCUCCAAACCCGACAAGUUCAGAGGGGACGUGCUGUGCAGGGUGGCCGAGAUGCAGCUGUCCUUGAUGCACGACGUCUUGUACAGCAAGGCGGAGGUGAUCCACACAUGGUAUGGUUUAUGCGUCCGUGUCUUCUCCUGGGUGGCCACAGCCUGUGCAUUGUUCUUGUUUCAUCUGCAUCUAGUUGGUAGCAGCAGCAGGAGUAGUAGUAGUAGGAAAGAUACUAUAGUCACCUACGUCUUGUUAGCUGGGGCCGUCGUCCUGGAGACCGUGUCAGGGCUGAGAAUCAUGCUCUCGACCUGGACAUGGCAUUUCUUGUGGAAUAGCUUCUUGCUUGAUGAUGCAUUCGCAGCUCUCCGCCGGUGCAUCCACGCCGCCGACUACCUUCCCAGGACCUGGUCAGGCUCCAUAGGACAGCACAACCUGUUCCAGGUGUGCUCCUCCACCGCGGCGAGGCCGAUCGUCACCAAGGUUGCGGAAUGGAUGGGAGUGGAGGCCUGGUGGAACACCUUUGCCUACUCCCACUCCGCUCGCGUAUCACCUCCCAUCAAGGGCCUACUGGUGGAACAAGUGUUGGAGAGCGUGCAGAUCCCCAAGGACAGCCCGAGCCACAUCCGCAAUUCCAGGGGCCGAGCAGCUCUACAGCGCUGGGCAUCGGCCCACCGCGACGAGGGGCCAUCGUCCCGCGCGCGCGCCGCGGCCGUGCCGGCGUGGAAAGGCUGGUUGUUCCUCCAAACCCAGGACGAUGAUGAGCAGCUUGGAUACUGGGGAAGAAAACUCUUGCUAGAGAGCGUUGUUGACCUGGAAUUUGUGGAGAGCAUUCUUGUGUGGCACAUCGCCACCGAUGCCUACCUUUGCUGGUACCGGCGCCAGCAAGAAACACAACAAGGUCGGAAGGAGGAGGAUAAUGAUCUUGCCAGGGCCGUCCAAGAGCUCUCAAACUACAUGUUGUUCCUCCUCGCCGCACGCCCCUACAUGUUGCCCCCUCCUGCUAGUCGCACCGGCUAUGCCAGUGCGUGCUUGAACCUCAUCCGGUCUGCAGCCGGGUCUUCAUACAUUGCCUCAGCCGACGAUCUGGUCCGUGUGGUGGCCCUCGAACCUCCGGACAGAUCACGAGAUUUCGAUCGGAAUGUGCAGGUACAAGACGGGGUGGAGAAUUCUUCGGUGAAAAAAGGAUCCGACAUCUGCAGUUGCCUGAUCGACGAGGAGUUAAAAGCCGCACCCGCGGCCGCCGGGAUGAUGCUCAAGCUGAUCGCGCAGGUGUGGUUGGAGAUGCUAUGCUACGCAGGCGCCCAUUGCAGCGCGCAUUCUCAUGCCAUGCAGCUUAGCAACGGCAGCGAGCUCGUCACCCUGGCCGCCCUUCUGGUGCGAUACUGUGAAAGAGGCAACAUGCUGCCUUCCGGGCAUUCAACCUCUAGUACCGUCUGAAUAAUACAUGUCUCGAUUGAGCUAUAUAUACCGCAUUGCAUCGUGUGCCUCCCUCCCUCCUCAUCUAAUUUGUAGCGUGUGUAUAGCAAGUUUACUUGAGGCGGGCCAAGACUUGAUGUUUUCUGUAAGUAGUAAUAUGUAUAUCUUUACAGGCCUUUCCUACCGUUUUUCUUUUGAAAUCACUCGUGGAGAACUUUUUAGUACUCCAGUAAUAAAUAAAGUAACAUUUAGUACCGA